Chaetomium fimeti is the source of this 2130-nucleotide messenger RNA. RefSeq lists its product as uncharacterized. The record is from RefSeq and is a predicted model, not a curated record. The coding region runs from base 19 to 1914 and encodes 631 amino acids. Gene Ontology annotation, molecular function: protein binding. Lineage: Eukaryota; Fungi; Ascomycota; Sordariomycetes; Sordariales; Chaetomiaceae. The transcript has 4 exons.
GAUGCCGAGGACGUUGAUAUGGAUGCCGUGCUCGAAGAGUACCGAAAAGAGCAGGAGAAAUUUCUCAAAAUCACAGAGACCGUGGUUGAGGAACCCCCACGUGCCCGUUCAGCGGCGACCUUCCUGGCCAACCCGACCAACAGCAACCAGCUGCUGCUCUUCGGCGGCGAGUACUUCAACGGCUCACUCGCAACCUUCUUCAACGACCUCAUGGUCUACUACAUUGACCGCGACGAGUGGCGCUGCGUCACCUCUCCCAACGCACCCCUCCCUCGCAGCGGCCAUGCUUGGGCCCGCGGCGGCAACCAGAGCAACGCCGUCUACCUCUUCGGCGGCGAGUUCAGCUCCCCCAAGCAGGGCACCUUCUACCACUACAACGACUUCUGGAAGCUGGACCCUACCUCCCGCGAAUGGACCAAGCUCGAGCCCAAGGGCAAGACGCCACCCGCCCGCUCCGGCCACCGCAUGACCUACUUCAAGAACUACAUCAUCCUCUUCGGCGGCUUCCAGGACACCGCCCACCAAACCAAAUACCUCUCGGACCUCUGGCUCUACGACACCACCAACUUCGUCUGGCACAACCCCACCCUCCCGCCAGCCCAGCUCAAACCCGACGCCCGCUCCUCCUUCACCCUCCUCCCCCACGAGCAGGGCGCCGUCCUCUACGGCGGCUACUCCCGCGUCAAAACCACCGCCCCAACCAACAAACAACAACAAUCCACCCGCCAACCCGCCCACAACACCCAACGCAACGUCCUCCGCCCCCUGCUACACACAGACUGCUUCUUCCUCCGCGUGACCCCAACCCCGGCCGACGCGCCCGCGGGCGCCCCGCCCACGGUGCGGUGGGAGCGGCGCAAGAAGCCCGCCAACGCGCCCAACCCGGCGCGCGCGGGCGCGACGAUGGCGUGGCACCGCGGGCGCGGGAUCCUGUUCGGCGGCGUGCACGACGUGCAGGAGAGCGAGGAGGGGAUCGACAGCGAGUUUUUUAAUGCGUUGUUUGCGUGGAAUGUGGAGAGGAAUCGGUUUUUUCCGUUGGGGGGGAGGGCGAAGGAGAAUGAGGAGGAGUUGUUGAGGGGGUUGGCGGCGUUGAGGGCGGGGGCCGGGGUGGAGGAUGAGGAUGAGGAGGAGGGGGGUGGCGGGGAGGGGAAGAAGGAGGAGGAGGAGAGGGAGGAGAGGGUGGUGAGGGAGAUGCCGGUUCGGUUGGAGUUUCCGCACCCGAGGUUUAAUGCCCUGCUUGCGGUGCAGGAUGAUGUGCUGUAUGUUUAUGGCGGCACGUUUGAGAAGGGGGACCGCGAGUUUACGUUUGACGACAUGUAUGCCGUCGAUCUGGGGAAGUUGGAUGGCUGCAAGGAGGUCUUUAACCGGCCGGUGGAGGACUGGGUUGUAUCCGACGACGAAGAUGAUGAUGAGGAUGAGGAUGAGGACGAAGAUGAAGACGACGACGACGACGAGGAGGAGGAAGAGCCAAAGGAGGACCUGUUCACGCCGAGCAAGCGUAAGAAGAAGCAGAGUGUUGACGAAACGUCAAACGCGGACUCUGCGCCAUCUCCCGUCCCUUCAGAGGAAGAGGAGGAAACCGAGUCGGUGGCUACAACAGUUGAUGACGGGCUGCCGCACCCGAGGCCCUUCGAAUCCCGCCGCGACUUCUUCCAGCGCACCUCCAACGAGUGGCAGGAGAUUCUCAUGACGGGCCUCCGAUGGAAGGGCAUCCAACCCGAAUCGCUGACAGUCAAGGAGAUCAAGUCCAAGGCGUUUGAGUUGAGCGAGGAAAAGUGGUGGGACUGCCGUGAAGAGAUUACGCUGCUUGAAGAAGAGCAAGAGGCUGCGGGCAUCAGUGAGGUUGUAUCGCUUGCUGAGAGGGGCGAUUCGGGGCCCGGUGCUGGCGGUGGUGGUGGUGCCCGAAGGAGGUAGAUUAGGUAUUUGGGGAAUAAUUGUGAUUUAUGCUUGCAUGUUGCAUGCUUCAGCGGUAGAAAGGGAAUGGCUUACGAACUAUGAUGGGUGUAGAUACUAGACUAGGGUUACUCUUAGUGUUAGUUACCCAAGAUUGGGAUCGAAUGUCGGACAGAGCCCUAGGCUACCGGUCGGGUUUAUUGCAGACAUAUUUAUAUCAUGCCCGUUGAUUCUAGG